AUGGCCGAAUCGACAUCGACCCCGCUAGACUCAAACCUGGAUAUUAGCGACAAUAUCGCACCCGUGAACAUCCAUCUCCCUCGCAUCUCAAUCCAGUUCUGCACACAGUGCCGGUGGAUGCUCCGCGCCGCAUACUUCGCCCAAGAACUCCUCUCGACAUUCAGCACAGACCUCGGAGAAGUCGCCCUCGUCCCCAAGACCGGCGGCGUGUUCACAGUUACGAUAUGGCACGGUACGAUGAAUGACGGGGAGAUCACGACGCAGGAGAGUAUUCUGUGGGAUAGGAAGAGGGAUGGGGGCUUCCCUGGUAUGUUCCUGUUCUUGUUCCUGUUCUUCUUCUUCUUCUUCUUCUUCUUCUUCUUCUUCUUCUUCUUUUCUGCUUUACUAUCUAUUCUAGUUAUAUAG
This is a messenger RNA of Penicillium egyptiacum, 405 nucleotides long. The record is from the annotation of a GenBank genome assembly. Lineage: Eukaryota; Fungi; Ascomycota; Eurotiomycetes; Eurotiales; Aspergillaceae.